AUGUUGAAGUUUGCAGUCAAGAGGAAACCGGUCGAGUUAUUUCACGAAGCGGUUGGUGUCAAGGACAUUUUCAGGGUGCAGUUUCUCCUUGAACAGAGCGAGUCACAAUUUCACGUCGAUGAUAUCGACGAAGAUGGCAUUACCGCUCUGCAAAGGUGUUCAUUUACGGGAAACUUAAAAUUAGUGCAACUGCUUGUGAGUCAUGGCGCUGAUCUUAACAUACAGGAUAAAGAGGGUUGGAGCGUUCUGCAUGCUGCUUCAGUAGCACGAAAUCAUUCCAUCAUCCGAUAUCUCAUAACCAUGGGCGCUCCAGUGGAGUUAGAGAACGACCAAGGGGAACUGGCGAUCGAUCUGGCGCAAGAUCUGCAAUCGGUUCUAAUUCUCGCCGAAGCUAUGCGAAGGAGAGGGAAAACUAGAGAAGUCGAGCAGUUCUUGAAAAGGAGACCCGAUAUAAGAGAGCUAAUAGAGGAAAAGGCGCAGCAAAGUGAUCUAACCAGUUUGAUAAAAGAGCCGCGCAAGAGAGCGACAAGCGAAAUCAUUUUACCUAAAAAUAUUUCGUCGGUUGAAUCGCAAAAAAGGCGCAGUUCCUUACAGCCAAAAGUUCCGACCGCAAAUGUCAAGAUGCGAGAUAAAGAUCAGGAAAGGUUAAUGGAUGUUUCAAGCUUCAGUGGGCCCAGCGGGGUUGAGUUACCCUCACAAGAUCAAGAUACACAUACCAAAAACCGACUGAGUUGGGACGUCGGUUGUAAGGACACGGUUUGCCUUAAAUGCGGAAAGCGCCGACGGGAAGUCUUCAAACGACAAUCGACAUCAUCUUUGUGUUCUAACUCAUCUGACUCAUCGAGUUCAUCCGAUUCCGCGUACAGUUCGACAUCGACAAAUUCUGCCGCGAAUGUGUACUCUUUCGAGAGGGGAAUAAUAUCUUCACCCAGGCAAAACAACGAUACAAGAGUGGAGAACUUUACUCAAGAUCGUAAACGUGCGUCGUCUGUUAACGUUUGCUUAGAUCCCGGAAAUCCUCCUAACCGCGAGUUUCCAACUAAUGCACAGUUUCAAUCACGGCGUAAUUCAUCCCCUGCCACGUACUUGCACAGUGAUCGAUAUAACACGUUUUACAGAGAAUCGAAAGCGGGUUUUACGAUUGCGAGUGCGAUCAGCCACCAAGUUACAAACGUGAACGAGUUGAAUAGUUAUGGCGUCUCACUCCUCCACGAAGCCGCAGCGAAAGGUGAUACGGAAGGAGUAAAAUUACUUCUGGAACAUGGCGCCGAAGUAAACAGGCAAUCUUUGAACGGAAGCAGUCCUAUCCACGAGGCUGUUAGAGAAGGAAAUGUUGUGACGGCUUCUAUAUUGAUCGAACACGGCGCGGAUUUAUUUUCUGAGACAGAUAACGGCUUGUUGCCAGUAGAUAUGGCCAAAGACAUUGAAAUCAAACGCUUCAUUGAAAAUGCGAUGGCUUUGAAAUAA
Pocillopora meandrina is the source of this 1467-nucleotide messenger RNA. The record is from the annotation of a GenBank genome assembly. Lineage: Eukaryota; Metazoa; Cnidaria; Anthozoa; Scleractinia; Pocilloporidae.